CAAUUCUUCACGAUUGCGAUUGUCCAGACACACACACACAACAACACAAGCACCCCCUGGUUGUGGCGUUGUCUGUGCUCUGCGCUGCGUCGUGUGUUGUACGAAGGACUUGUUGCUUGUUUGGCCGUGUGUGUUUGUGACGGAGCAGCCAAAGAGGUGUGUGUGUGUGUGUGAACGGCGUGGUUGUUGAGUUUCUUCUUGUGGGGCUACGUCGACAGAGCAAUUGUGCGAUUGAUUAGGCGCGAGAAGGAGGGAGGACCUCAUUCUCAUCGGGGUUGUUGUCGUGGUUGCUGUUGAAUGCUCAACGACAAGUGUCAAGUUGUGUGUCGCAUCAGUUGUUGUUCCCAUCUCCGAUACGUUUUUGUCUUUGUACCACACCCGAGCCAUCCACUCCCAUGGGGUGUCGCAUUAGCCAACAUCGGCCAGAGAUGUCAACGCACAAAGGGCAGUAUGAUGACGACGAACGUGUCGAGCACAUCAGUGAUAGACAAGAUCACCUCGACCAUGAGAUCCAAGUACUGCACAACGUGCUGCCGCUGUCAUCAGAGGCGCCAUCGCCGCCCUCCCGGAAGCUUUCACGGAGCACAUCCCGCCGAUUCUCGGUGGCAGAGGACGAUUUACAGCCGCUAGAACUUGCCAAUUCGCGCAAGUUCAACUCCACCUCCACCCUCUUUGUUGACAGCACCGUCAGCAGUCCAAACCUCGAGGAAACGCUUCGCUGCGUUGCCUUGGCACUUUCAUAUGUCGUCGAGGACGGCCACAAGCAGGACAACCCUCGCCUCUUUAGCGAGAAAUUCGACGAGAAGCGCCACCCAAUCACCGAUCGCGUACGGCGUGAUUACGCUUCUCGCAUUCCCAGCGAAAACCGCAUCUACAAAUUCAUGUUUCAGCUGUUCAACUCAGCACAGCUGACAGCGGAGUGUGCAAUCAUCACGCUCGUGUACGUGAACCGCCUCAUUGCGUACACGAGCCUUACCCUGCACGCGUCCACGUGGAAGCGCGUUGUGCUUGGCGCCAUCUUGCUUGCCUCCAAGGUGUGGGACGACCAGGCCGUGUGGAACGUCGACUUCUGCAGCAUGCUCCCGAGCGUCGCCGUCGAGGACAUGAACGAUUUGGAACGCACUUUCCUGGAGAUGUUGGACUUCAACAUUGAUGUUGACUCGUGCGUGUAUGCAAAGUAUUACUUUGAACUCCGUGCGCUGGCGGAAAAGUUUGAAAAGGACUUUCCUCUCAAGCCCCUCAACAAAGACCAGGCAAAGAGGCUUGAGGCGCUCUCUGAGCGGCGCCACGAUCUCAUGAAAGGGUUUGGCAUGAGGGGCGCACAGAGCCUCGACCCAGACGAGUUCAGAGCCAAGGCCAUCAUCUCGUGAUGCUCAUGGGCGGUGUCUUGUGUUGGUUUGUGUUACCUUACCCUGCCUUGUCCCAUUUUAUUGGUGCUGUGUAUUGCGUGCGCGUGUUUGUUUGUCAUGUAAUGUAUGUGUGGGCGGGCGAGCAAACAGCAUGGUCGACAGCUGGGCAUCCCUCUCCCCGACACGCCCACGCCCACGCCCACGCCCACGCCCACGCCCACGCCCUUCUUCCUAUUGCGAGCCAGCACCAACAAGCAAGACUGUAACAGCGGAGGGACACGCCUCGUGCUGCGAGACAGCAUCCGUGUCCCGGCACCCCUUCACCACCACGCGCCCCACCCCCUUCCUCUACCUCCUCCCGCUGUGCUGCAACUGCGAUCACACCCGACAAGGGCUGCAGCGCGCGCACGUGUAUGUGUCGUUCAUUGCAUAUUGUUCAGGAUAGCCCCAUCCCCCAGACAUAUUUUGAUGAUGAUUUGAUGCCAUUCGUGUUUGUGUCGCCAUUGCUGUUGUACGUACUGGUGGCUGCACCCAUCCAUGCCUUGUGCGCUUCCUUGAGUAACUCGACUUGAUGUGAAUAAAGCAACAGCAAAGAACA
Messenger RNA from Salpingoeca rosetta, 1947 nucleotides. Its product is annotated as CCNYL1 protein. Bases 396 to 1370 code for a protein of 324 amino acids. The record is from RefSeq and is a predicted model, not a curated record. Gene Ontology annotation, biological process: regulation of canonical Wnt signaling pathway; regulation of protein kinase activity. NCBI's taxonomy places the organism in Eukaryota, Choanoflagellata, Craspedida, Salpingoecidae. The transcript has 11 exons. Gene Ontology annotation, molecular function: cyclin-dependent protein serine/threonine kinase activator activity. Gene Ontology annotation, cellular component: plasma membrane.